AGUAACUUCAUCUCUUCGAAUCAAGGGCUGAACAUUCUUUCAUUCUUUAUAAUUGUGGCCUUAAGUUGUUGUAUCUAACCAGACCAGACACAAAGGCAAAGAAAAGAGGAGGACCGACUUCAAGACCAAUAUUGUAUCAUGUUCCCUCCACAACAAGGCUCUUCGCUCGAUAUCGAAGCUCUCUCAGGCAUCUGUGGCUCCAUCUCGAUCGCCUGCUGGGUGGUCGUCUUCUCCCCGCAAAUCAUUGAGAAUUUUCGCCGAGGUUCGGCUGAAGGCCUGUCCAUCGUCUUCAUCGUGGUCUGGUUAGCCGGCGAUGUCUUCAACAUUCUAGGUGCCAUUCUCCAGGGCGUCCUGCCAACCAUGAUCAUUCUGGCCGUCUAUUACACUCUGGCCGACAUUGUGCUCCUUGGACAAUGCUUCUAUUACCGUGGCUUCACUUUGAGUGACGAGAUCAAGCAUCGACAGCCGAAUGGCGACGCUGAAACCCGUCCCUUGUUGCACAGCGGCUCAGCAACGCAACCUCCGUCACGAGACGAGGACGAACCCGCCUUGAGGCCUCUGGCACAUCGACAUUCAUCCGUCGAUGGGAGACACUUGUCGCCAGUUGUUCCUCUCAUCGACCCUCCCAAGCCCAGUGAUGCACCGGCCUUAAGCAACCUGAAACCCAGUACUUUGGUACAGACUGCCAUUUUCAACACCUUUGCAGUUCUCCUCGUCUGCGCAGCUGGCGUUCUGGGCUGGUGGAUAGGAAAUCGGAGAUCACACCACCACCAUGUCAAGGACGAGGACCCCGAGCCGUUGGAGUUCGACGUGCUGGGUCAGGUUUUUGGGUAUCUCUGCGCUGUGCUCUAUCUGGGGUCCAGAGUACCCCAGCUCCUUCUCAACUACAAACGCAAGAGCACCGAAGGGGUAUCGCUGCUUUUCUUCCUUUUCGCUUGCCUCGGAAAUCUGACCUAUGAUAUGUCGAUCUUUGCAUAUGCCCCAGUCUGCCACAAGCCCGGUCAUUGCGCACCUGGAGAGGCCAAGUCACUCUAUCUUCGAUAUAUUGCGGUGAACGCCAGUUGGAUAGCUGGGAGCUUGGGGACAUUACUGUUGGAUCUGGCCAUCUUCGUACAAUUUUUCCUGUACCAAAAGGACGAGGGGGAGUAUUCCGAGGUUGCUGUUGAGGACGAAAGAAUAUAAUGGGGAGAUGGUGUCUGCCUAGACCAACAAUUGCCACAUUAGCAUAUUUCCAUGACAAUGCUCCACUGGCUUUCAGAUUCGGUAAACACUACCUGUGGCGUCUAUUCUCUGUGAUGACCAUGUUGCGAGCAGAAUCGCAAAGCCCAGAGGUACUAGGACUACAAAGGCUCACCACGCGUGAGCUCCAGGGCCGAUUGAAGAAUGCGGGACCCGGCAUCUCACUGGAUCUCGGACAACGAAAGGCCCCUCUACUUUACGCCAAGCCAUGCAUGAAAAGGCCUGAAAUGAAGCUGAAGAGCAGAUUGUGUUGCUGUUGCUGUUGCCGUUGCCGUUGCCGCUGCACGCCUCCACGACCGGGUAUGGCCUGUGAUGUUAUCAAGCCUUUGGCAUUGCGACUCGGCAUGUGUGUCAGAGCCACUUUUGUGUCAGUUCACCACCUGCAGAUACCUAGGCAAGGUCCUAUCGCCGACAACAGCGUCGUGUAAGCUUGGCGGCAGGAAAUAUCGUCGACCGCUUUUCGUUCUCGUCGGUUGAUAUACCUGGCCCAUGGAUUUGUCCUCAACAAUCGGAGUGACACCGCAAAUUUGCGGCUGCCCGAUGAUGAUUGUGAGCCUUGAUAGUCUAACAGUUACAAACUUACGUUUGCUAUCCCAACCAUCAAAAAAAAC
This is a messenger RNA of Exophiala xenobiotica, 1850 nucleotides long. RefSeq lists its product as uncharacterized. The transcript has a single exon. Lineage: Eukaryota; Fungi; Ascomycota; Eurotiomycetes; Chaetothyriales; Herpotrichiellaceae. Bases 139 to 1182 code for a protein of 347 amino acids. The record is from RefSeq and is a predicted model, not a curated record. Gene Ontology annotation, cellular component: fungal-type vacuole membrane. Gene Ontology annotation, biological process: basic amino acid transmembrane export from vacuole.